Messenger RNA from Stylonychia lemnae, 1533 nucleotides. The record is from the annotation of a GenBank genome assembly. Lineage: Eukaryota; Ciliophora; Spirotrichea; Sporadotrichida; Oxytrichidae.
AUGAAUUUGCAGUCCUAGGAAGAAGAUAUUAACAACCAUCGUUUAGACAUCGAAAUGGGUGAGGUUCAGCCUGACCUUAAUCAAAGUCUGCUUGAUCUAGGUAAUCCUGUAAAUGAUGAGGUCUAUGAUUAUCGUUAAGAUUAUCAAUCAGAUAGAAAAAAGUAAAUUCAAGAAAAGUUUCAACAUCAUACCAAAUCAAAACUGAGAGAGAGAGCAUUCAAGCUUAGAAUGUAAAAUGAGUGUGAGCUAUCUGAUGCCAAGAUGAAAGUAUUAAAUUCCUGUGAAGAUACAGAUGGGGACUUUGCAUAUUUCAUGUAUCCUAAUGACCCAGCUGAAGUGAAUGGUCCUGGAUUAGUUUAACAAUACAUACAAAGCUAUCAUACCUCAAGACUAUAUCUCUACCCUGAAAUAUAUGGAACAUCAUUUGGUUAGAGCAUAAAAGAAAAAAAUAAACCUUCCAAAGGGUGGGCACAUGAAUACAAAAUUAAAUAUGAUCAAGAAAUUCCUAGAGAUUAUAGACUCAUGAGAGAUCCACCUUCUGUUUUUAAUUGUUCUUAAUGUGGAGAAAAAUAUCAAUAACAUUAAUUGUGCUAGGCAGAAAUGGCAAGUGGUAAAAUUUUAUAGAAAACUCAAUAUCGUCCUCUAAUUUAAAGUGGUCAAACAUAUAAUCUAAAGUGUCCAGAAGGCUCAUGCAGUUAAGUUAUCCCAUUAGAGAUAAUAUAAGAGUUGAUGAGUAAUAAUAUGCUUGAUAAAUUAAAGAGACUUUAGCUCAAUGUCGAGGUUAGCAAAUCCAACAAUAAGAAAUUUUGUCCCAUCCCUGAUUGUGAGAAUAUAUUGGAGGGAAAGUAUGACACUACCAAAAUUAAAUGCUCAAAGUGUAAAAAUGAAGUUUGCUAUAAGUGCCAAAUAAAAUGGCAUCAAGGACAGACCUGCAAAUAAGCUCAAACAGAAUUAUACAAGGAUUGGGCGAAUGAAAUUGGUGCUCAUAAAUGUCCUUAGUGUCAAGCUCCAGUUGAAAAGAAUGCAGGAUGCCCUCAUAUGAGAUGUACAAUAUGCAAUCAUUCAUGGUGUUGGGGUUGUGGUUAAUCUACUGAACAUUGGACUCAUCUAUUUCCUAUCAUGUGCUAAUAUGCACCUAACACAAAAAAAAGAGCAAUUGUCUAUUUUAUCUUUUUCAUCUUAGGACUAUUACUAAUUCCCAUUUUCACUCUCGUAACUGCAUGUAUUGCAUCACUAUAUGGAGGCUGUGGAAGUUGUGUUGGUUGUAUGUAUCUUUCCACAAAAUGUAAUAAGAUCUUUGCCAUUUUUAUGUGUCCUUUUGCUAUUGCCUUAUUUGUUAUUACAACAGCAGUCUUCAUAUCCUUGACAACUUUAGUUGCUGUAUUAUCUAUUAUACCACUCUAUAUACUUCAUAUUUACUUAUUUGUACGGGCUAUGAUUUGGUGGUGUAGACCUAGGGUAAAUGAAAAAGCAUAGUAAUAAAAUUAGAAGAAAUAAUAAACCUCAAAUGAAAUUAUGUUGGUCAAAACUUGA